AUGGCAAAUACCGCCCAGUGCUACUAUUGUUUCGAAAGUCUUUCCGCCUCGUUUGAGGACCGCGAGCCCCCAUCUCUGGCUGCCGUAGAAGUCCUCUGGGAACAGUACGAGCAAUCUAAGAAGCUCUCGAGCCUCCGAGGUCACAACGUGGACGGCUCGGCCUUCGACAGAGAGGAUGACGAUGAAGUUGAUGUUGAGCCAGUCUCAUUCCAGUCUGUAAAUGAGCAUGAGGCCGACCGUGACACCAAACAGUCGCCCCAGACAAGUAGUCGGCCUCAGGGUCUGAAACUACCUAACGUGAGCCGGCUGCAAAGUCAGGUAUCGUCGGAUUCGUCCAGUGCAGCUACAACGCCCUCUGCUACAUCCAACACUUCAUCGAACUCGCUUUUGUCCAGUUCUACCGCAAUGACAACUCCGAGCACCCAGUCAGAAGGAGUGGGCUCAAGAAUCACAUCCACCAAGCAGCGGUAUCCGCUCUUCGUGACUUGGAACACAGUUUCUCGCAAUGGGCACAAGACUUUGCGCGGGUGCAUAGGCACAUUCGAGGCACAAGACCUCGCAGCGGGGCUAAAGUCUUACGCUUUGACCUCGGCUUUUGACGACACCCGCUUUUCUCCAAUCCCCCAGUCUCUCCUCCCUUCCCUCUCAUGCUCCUUGACUCUUCUAGGAUCAUUUGAACCGUGCACUAACGCCAUGGACUGGGUUCUCGGCACUCACGGCCUGCGCAUUUCCUUCAUCCACCGCGGCCGCCGGUACGGUGCCACGUACCUGCCCGAUGUCGCCGUGGAGCAAGGAUGGGACAAAGAGGAGACUGUGGAGAGCCUGAUGCGCAAGGCAGGCUGGGACGGCGGCGCGGGCAGCGUCGCUCGGCGACUGCUGCGGACAGGCGGAAACUCAGGCGCCUCAAAGCCCUGGGAUCAGGUCUCUGAUUUCCGCACGGUUCGGUACCAGGGUCUCAAGGCGAGCGCAAGCUAUGAGGAGUGGCAGGAGUGGCGGAACUGGGUGCUCUCGCUCGAUGAUGGGCCGGAGAUCCUGGGCUCAGCCUGA
Penicillium canariense is the source of this 1047-nucleotide messenger RNA. RefSeq names its product AMMECR1 domain-containing protein. The record is from RefSeq and is a predicted model, not a curated record. Bases 1 to 1047 code for a protein of 348 amino acids. Lineage: Eukaryota; Fungi; Ascomycota; Eurotiomycetes; Eurotiales; Aspergillaceae. The transcript is spliced from 2 exons.